AUGGUAGGCGGGGGCUCAACACGCUUCCUAUCCCUCCCAGAAGAACUUAUCACGCGCAUUCUCGCCGAACUACCCGUCCGCGACCUGCUGUCCGUCUCAGCCACGAGCCGCCAGUUGAACAGCUACGCGUACGCGCCAGUUUUAUGGGUAAAACUCUUCCACUCCACACCUGGGUUUGACCUCACAAAGGACGCGCUUGCCCGCGUUGUCGCUACAGACCAGGCCCCGGGCUCUUGGGGGGGUCAGGACGGUCGCGAGUGGGAAUGGAGGUCGGCGGCUCCAUCGUCGUCGUCCUUCUGGAGCCUCCAGGCGCUCCUCACCUACGUGCGCGAUCUCGUAUGGCCUUCAGCUGUGAAUACCGCGGAUAAGGCUCUAUCUCAGCCUCAACAGCCCGAUGAUAGAGACUCCACGGACCCCGAACCUCGUCCAGUGCCCAGUAACCGACCAUCGCCCAUUCCAGUCCACUAUCCGACUCUGUACCACUCCCGAUGCCUCAUCGAGGACGAGAUGCGAGCUCGUGGCCCCCACGCUGCGUCCGACCCCAGUGGUUCCCUCUUGGACGACGGAACAGCGGUGGACAAGGCGCUCGACUCGGAUUUCCGCGUUCACCCCAACCAUGUCUGGGCCAUCGAGGAACACAGUGCCAAGGUCUAUGCCGUGGCUGUGCAUGACCAGUGGGUCAUUUCGGGGUCGCGCGACAAGACAAUCAAGAUCUGGCGUCUUCCAGACCUUCCCAUUGACAACAAGGUUCUUGAGUGGGGCCCUGACGUUGCCCACACUGUCAAGGAGGCGCACGACGGCAGCAUUCUGUCACUCAAGUUUGAGGUGGAGGAUGAAGUUGCGGGACGCGACACGGGGGUCAUCGUCACGGGAUCGAGCGACCAUACUGCCAAGGUGUGGGAGGUUGACUGGGGCAAGGGACGCGCAAAGCCAGGCGACGACUGGGAAGGAGUGGCGGUGACGCUCAAAGCGACGCUUACCGGCCAUACCGACCGUGUCUCCAGCGUCGCGCUCACGAGCCAGUACAUUGUCACAUGCUCGCACGACCAGACUGUUCGAAUUUACGAACGAGCCUCCGUGUACGACAACAGGACAGUCACACUCCUCCACCGACUGUCCCCCGAGCGAGGCUCGCUCGUCGCCAUUGCUGUCAACCCAGACCCCACUGUUCACCAGGCCGUUGUCUCCGGUUCACUUGGUUGGGUAACCAUCGACCUCGCCAGCGGAAACGAGCUUGCCCGCGUCAGCUGUGAGCCUGCUGGAUCCGUCACGUGGUCGCCAGAUGGCAAGUACAUUGCGUGCGGCGGCAAAGAAGGCGAGGUGGCACUGUACACGCCAGCGGGCGAGCUCGUGCGGCAGUUUGAACAAAACAACUCGUCGAUGGUCCGCAGUGUCCGUGUCGAACCUGACAGUGGGACAUUGCUCAGCGCCGGCCACGACUGUCGUAUUUAUUUCUGGAAGCUCGACGCCAACAACGCGUAUCGGUGCUACGACUUUCCAGGCCAACCCAUUUUCCAAAUCGACAAGAGUGGCAUGAACCUCGUGGCCGCGGCAGGCAACAGCGUCCUUUUCAUCACCUAUGGCGUGUGGAUGCCCUACCUGGGGUUGUACGCAUAG
Messenger RNA from Apiotrichum porosum, 1617 nucleotides. RefSeq lists its product as uncharacterized. The transcript is spliced from 3 exons. The record is from RefSeq and is a predicted model, not a curated record. Gene Ontology annotation, molecular function: protein binding. Lineage: Eukaryota; Fungi; Basidiomycota; Tremellomycetes; Trichosporonales; Trichosporonaceae. Bases 1 to 1617 code for a protein of 538 amino acids.